UUUAACACCGAAAAUUUCUUAAACAGUUAGAUGGAUGAAUGAAAGUCUUAAAUGGAUUGUUGUUCUUGAAGAAUUGUCUCUUCUUCAUGUCAAACAUUAUUCUCUCUUUUCAGGUGUGAAGAGGAGUUCCUUGAGGAAAUAUUAUGGUUAAUUUAAAGUAUUGCUUUUGCAUAAAGACUGAGCUGAAACCCUGAUUCUUCAAUCGGAAAUGAAACCUUCAAUGAGCUCCUCAUGGUCAGUGUAAACGAGGUGGAGGCCCUGCACGAAUUAUUCAAGAAGUUGAGUAGUUCUAUCAUUGAUGAUGGGCUAAUUCACAAGGUAUUUGAUCUUUUUGAUCAGAAAAAGAAUGGGGUAAUUGAAUUUGAGGAGUUUGUCCAUGCCUUUGGUACCUUCCAUCCUGAAAAAACCAUUGCUUCCAUGCUGUUGCAAUUCGACUUUCUGAUUUGAGAGAGACUGGAUUUAUCAAGCCAGAAAAGUCCAGCAAAUGGUAGUUGCCAUCUUGCAGGGAUCCAGCAUGCAGCUUUUGAACGAAUCGCAUGAAGCCAUCUUUAACAAGGCAAGAAACUUUCAUGUUGCAUCUUGUUCUUAAAAAACUUCUCUUGACUUGGUUCUUUUAACAGACAUUUAUUGAAGCUGAUGUUGAUAGGGAUGGCCAAAUUAACAAGGAAGAAUGGACAACGUUGGUUUUCAACCACCCUCUAUAAAGAACAUGACUCUCCCUUAAUAAGUACUCCUUCCAUUGUUGUAAAGCUUUAAGCAUCUUUAAUGUUUCAAAUGAAAAUUACAAUAACUUUUAAUAAUUUGUUCAGGGGAAUCGCCGGUGUUUCGAAGUUUUAUAUUCAACAAUAAAGUUGAUGACUAGGAAUCUGGCUUGCAGCUCUCUUCUUUUUGAGGCCAAAUGUUUUCA
Mangifera indica (mango) is the source of this 907-nucleotide messenger RNA. RefSeq names its product calcineurin B-like protein 10. Lineage: Eukaryota; Viridiplantae; Streptophyta; Magnoliopsida; Sapindales; Anacardiaceae. Gene Ontology annotation, molecular function: calcium ion binding; kinase binding. Bases 232 to 447 code for a protein of 71 amino acids. The record is from RefSeq and is a predicted model, not a curated record. Gene Ontology annotation, biological process: calcium-mediated signaling. The transcript is spliced from 4 exons.